This is a messenger RNA of Labrus bergylta (ballan wrasse), 1262 nucleotides long. RefSeq names its product E3 ubiquitin-protein ligase NEURL3. Lineage: Eukaryota; Metazoa; Chordata; Actinopteri; Labriformes; Labridae. Gene Ontology annotation, biological process: negative regulation of Notch signaling pathway. Gene Ontology annotation, cellular component: postsynaptic density; plasma membrane. Gene Ontology annotation, molecular function: ubiquitin protein ligase activity. The record is from RefSeq and is a predicted model, not a curated record.
AGUGAGCGCUUCCUCUUCAUGACAGUUGAAUGAAACAUAGAGACGGGAGCAAACCUUUUCUGAAGACACAAAGAAAGAUACAGACUGCUUCUUCAAGAUGAUGAAGGAGAACAUCAAUGACAACUCUGAAAAUGAGUCAGAGACUCACAAGUGUGGCCGGUCCUGCCUUGGUCCUCUCACCUUCCACAGCCAGACGGUCGGCAACAAGGUCCGUCUGAGCCAUGGCUACUGCGUGGCAGAGAGGACCAGGGACACAUUUAAGGACGGCCUGGUGUUUAGCAGCCGCACAAUAAAGCCCAUGGAGAAGAUCCGCCUGCGCAUUGAGAAGGACAUUUUAAACUGGCAUGGGGGUAUGCGUGUUGGCUUCACCAAUGUCCCGCCCUCAUCCAGGUCUCUGCCUCUGCCCACCAUGGCCAUCCCAAACCUCACCGAUACCCCUGGGCACUGGGCCGCUCCUGUGCACGAAUCUUUCUGCAAUCAGGGCUCGGAAGUAGAGUUCUGGUUCACCACUGGAGGCUCCAUGUACGUCACAGGACAGAACAACAGCAAACAGAAGCUGAUAAAUGGAGUGGAUCUCUGCCUGCCGCUGUGGGCCAUGAUCGACAUCUAUGGAAACACCUGCUCCCUCUCUCUCCUGGGCUCAAAGAAAGUGACCUGGUCUAUGACAAGAACCUCCUGUCCUGCUACUGAACUCCCCACCUCAUCGGUUAGCAAGAAACACUACAAGAUAAACACUGACAUCAUUGGCCAUAAUGUAAACAACGAUGAAACCAUCUCUUUUCUGGAAGACCAAGAAGAUGACUGUGUGGUGUGCCUGGGAAAACGAGCCAGAGUAACUCUGCCUUGUGGUCACCGGUGUCUGUGUAUCCACUGCUCCCCCAGGUACCUCCAACAGUUUGGCAACUGCCCGCUUUGCAGACACGACCUCAGAGCUCCAUCAGAGGAGAAGAGACGUUGGCACGAUGCAGGCACACAGAUUCACCAGAGCACAAGCUAUACAGAGUGAUAAUGACAAGAAAACACGAUGAGAGGAAACUCACUGUGAAUGUGAAACUUUACUGAAAAUGUUUGUUACACUCACAGCACAAUGACAUGUAGAUAAUCUUUUUCCUGUAACUUAUCAGUAUAUUUUACCCUUGUAUAAUAUUGUAUAUAUUAAAUCAAUCUGUAUAUUUGUUAAGUUAUGUUUUACUGUUUGAAGAUAUAUUUUAUAUUUUUCCUAUGAAUAUUUAAAAAAAAUAAAUUUGAUAUUUCACAUGCUC